Molecule: messenger RNA, 339 nt
Organism: Mesorhabditis belari
Lineage: Eukaryota; Metazoa; Nematoda; Chromadorea; Rhabditida; Rhabditidae
Source: the annotation of a GenBank genome assembly
AUGCGACUCAUUCUUUUCCUCUUCACAUUUAUCGCUUUAACAAGAAGCCAAUUCCUUUGCUGGCGCUCAUUGCCUCAUAUCAAUCAGCUAAUCACAAAAGACUGUCCAAGUCGAGUUUGUGCUGUGAUAUCGAUCGGUGAACAGAAAUAUCAUGAUUGUGUGAAUCCUCAAGAACUGAAUAAUGAUCUUGUGGAUGGAGGAGGACGGGGACGUUUUCUCCAUUGCGAUCGCCGACUACAAGCGAACACAUCAAUCGAAACCCAAUACGAUGCAAUAACACGAAGAAUGGAACGAUAUUCGGAAAGAUGUUGCAUGACUCCUCUUUGUAAUACAGCUCCU